GCGGCGGCGGCGGCGUUGGCAAGAAGCACGGGCUCUCCAUGAGCAAGCGGCGGCGACGGGUGCGGCGGCACCGGCAGUUUUCGGUCCCCGGGGAGGAUGAAGACACUGUUUGAAGAGAUCAAAGCAUCAAUUAAAAAUAACUAUAACCAAGAUCGCUCAUUUUGGAGGCCUGUUCUUCCUUGGGGAGGUGUUUUCACUAUCAAAGCUGGCCGCAAAGCAGUAUCCUGUACACCACUCUAUGUUGAAAUCAGACUGAAAAAUACCUGCACCAUAGAUGGAUUCCUGAUGUUGUUAUAUGUUAUUCUUAAUGAAAAUGAAAAUUUUCCCAGGGAACUCUCACUUCACUUAGGUAGAGAGUUUGUAGACUGUUUUCUUUAUUUAAUGGACACCUACAGUUUUACAACUGUGAAGCUACUUUGGAUUUGGGACAAGAUGGAAAAACAGCAAUAUAAAUCUGAAGUUCAUAAAGCUUCAUUAAUUAUUGAUUUAUUUGGGAAUGAGCAUGAUAAUUUUACAAAAAAUCUUGAAAAUCUCAUGUCUACCAUGCAAGAGAGUUACUGUUCCAACUGGCGAUGCCCAACUCGUGUGCAGGAAGAUCAGCAGCGCACAAUUAAUAUAAAUCCUCCUCAAGAAAUUCCACAUGGAAACUUGAUACGACUGGCUAUGGAUGAGUUAUUCUGUUCUAGGAUUGAACUGUGUGAAGAGCAGGGAUGUGGUGGCUUAAGAGAGUUUUCCCAGCGAGUUUUCUGCCAUGGAGCACCACCUUUUGUUGUCUUAAAUAUGCAGCAUUGGAAAUCUGAAGAUUUGGCAUAUGUACCCUAUAACUUAGAUUUAUCUGAUCACAAGUAUUUGUUGGAAGGUGCCACAUUAUUUAACAAAGAGGAACAUCAUUAUUCUGCAGCUUUCCAGAUUGACGGACAUUGGAUGCACUAUGAUGGACUCAGAAAUGUGAAUUUAAUUUUGUUAAAUAAACCCCCAGAGUUUCUCCUCUUGUCAUCAUUGGUUUAUAUUCGAGCAACAGAAAAAUAAAUAUAGACAUAUGCUAAAUUAAAUUGUUUUCCCUCCUACCCAUUUCCCCAGGUGAAGGGCUUUUAUUUGAUAUAAACUUG
Molecule: messenger RNA, 1109 nt
Organism: Suncus etruscus (white-toothed pygmy shrew)
Lineage: Eukaryota; Metazoa; Chordata; Mammalia; Eulipotyphla; Soricidae
Gene: DORIP1
Product: chromosome 2 C14orf28 homolog
Exons: 5
Coding region: 97-1029 (310 amino acids)
Source: RefSeq, a predicted model, not a curated record